Molecule: messenger RNA, 874 nt
Organism: Macrosteles quadrilineatus (aster leafhopper)
Lineage: Eukaryota; Metazoa; Arthropoda; Insecta; Hemiptera; Cicadellidae
Product: transmembrane protein 70 homolog, mitochondrial
Exons: 3
Coding region: 151-825 (224 amino acids)
Biological process (GO): mitochondrial proton-transporting ATP synthase complex assembly
Cellular component (GO): mitochondrial membrane
Source: RefSeq, a predicted model, not a curated record
AAGGAGGUUAGUUUUGGAUUAGGGCCGGCUGGGGCUGGGCGCAGAAAGUGUAUUUCAAGAAACAGUAAACAACCGUUAUCUAUGUCUUUUUGUUAAUUGUUAAUAGAAAACAGGUCAACUUAUAUUUUUAGUUAACACUGUCAGAAAAGUAUGGCAACUAGGAUUCCAGCCAGCUUUUGCAUCUUAUCCAAACACUUAUUGGUUUCAAGAUCACCUGCCCAACUUUCUUUAGGCCUACAUGAUAGAAGCAGAUUACUCCCUCGGUUGACAUCAAGUUUUAAUGGAAGGCAAGCACUGCAGAACUGCAUAAGGUGUGUGAGUUCAGAUGAGAGGAAAAGCAAUGAAAUUGAGAUCUACAACGGCCCACUUUCUCAACGUAUUAGAACUGUGAAGCUUUUUUCUUUAACAUCAAGUUUGUUUGGAUUGGCCUGUCAACCCAUAUUGUUAGAAAAAGUGGUUGAAGAAGGCCAUAGCCUUGCGGUGCUUAUUUUUUCUGGAGCAAUAAUACAGUUUUUUACCUUUGUUACUCCAUUUUUGUUUCAUUAUAUUACCAAGAGAUAUGUCAGAAAAAUAUACUACAACGAAGAAGCUGACGAGUAUGUGGCAUUAACGUAUAGUUUUUUUGCAGGAGAUAAGUUGCUUAACUUCAAAGCCGAAGAUGUAGUCUGUCCGGAUAUUCCCGGGAUGUUCACAACGUGGAUCGUUAAAGGAGCUCCGUUGUUCAUUGAUGCUAGCCACUUUGAAUACUUGGACCAUUACAAGAGGCUAAUGGGCUUUGACAAACCGAUAGACUUUAAAUUGGACGAUAAACCAACCAAAGAGUAGGCUAGGUUUAGUGUAUCAGAUUUGUUCUGUGAUUAAAUAGUUGUGUAGA